CAAUGAUUGAACAAGUUGUAUUAACCUCAUCCGUGUACAUCUUGAUUAAAAGCUGUCUUCAAAAUAAACAACUCCGAAAGUUUGUUUAAGUUGGUUGGAUAUGUGGUGAGAGUUUCAAAACGCUCAAGAUGGGUUCUGAUGAAUAUGCUAAGAGUUUCGAAAAGGUCGCGGUAGAUCCGCUGGAACCAUUGGUUCUUCGUCCACCUGUUGGAUCUGAGGUGUAUGGAUCACCUCCGACAAGACGUACUACAAAUCGUAGCCGUCCUUUCAUAUUGGGUUCAUUAUUUCUCUUAUUCACAUUGUUAAUGAUUGCCAGUGUAUUUCUACUGUUAUACAUUCUUGGUUAUAGACCAUUAACUUCAUUGAAUCAUAAAGCAAAUGCACAUAAAUCCAUUUGUCGUAUUCGUAUUCCAUUUUUAAAAAUAGAUCCUGUUGAAUCGAUUACAACAGAUGAGAAUUUUCUUAAUGUUACAUUAUCUGAAGUACCAUACUACAAUGUGAUACGUAUUUUACAUCUAUUCUCUGAGGGUUUAACAGUAAUUAGAACAAAUAAGCAUUGUUAUAUUAGACCAUUGAGAGCUGAAUUAAGAGGAUCUGGAAUUGAAGAUUAUUUGCGUCGAUUAAAUGAUGGAAAUGAUUUGAAAGAUUCCGUGGAGGGAUAUCCUGUCACUGAACCGUGGUUUAUUGAUCGUGAUCCUUAUAAUACCAUUCAUAAUUCAUUGAUUAUGUCAUGGUGUGCUGGUGUACCAGCAUUUCGUUUAGUUUCAACACGACCCCCGAUCAAUCACGACGAUUAUAAAGAAGAUAUCAUGCCUGGUAUGCCAGAUGAAUCAAUCAAACCGAAUAAUCCAGAUCCAUUCGUCGGUGAUUUUGACAAUAAUAAUAUUAAUAAUAAUGAUCAAGCGGACAUCCUACGUAUCCUUCUACCUGAUCGUGAAAAUAUUCGUCCAGUACGCAGUGUAGACUCAACCCAAACAAUGCCUGCUAAAAAAGGAAAGUUAUCUAAGAAAUCAUAUACUUCGUCAGAUUGUGAAAUUGUCGAUGUUCUUUUGGAAGAUGCCACAAUCUCAUCCUUACGUGAUCAUCAUCCUGUGUCUGUGCUACGUGAUGUCAUCAUGUUCUGUUCGUAAAUCUCUCUGGUCAAGUUUUGUCAUCAUGCUUGAAAAAACACACUGAAUCAAUUGAUAAUUUGAUGCUGUUCUGUUUUAUUCCUCAUGUGGAGAACAUACACACACCCACAAACACAAACACAGCUGACUUUCUUUUUUAUCAUCAUCAUAAUACUGAACGAACUGCAUUUCAAUGGAUCACUUUUUUUUCUGAUUGUAUUCAGAUCAUCUUUUCACGUUUUGUUUUUCUCUCUCUUGUCGUCAUUUUAUUCUAUUCUGCAUCUAAUAAUCAUUAUAUUCAUUCAUUCAUUGGUAGUAGUGGUACUAAUAAUAUUUUAGUUUUUAUGAUUAUACUACUUAUAUGUAGUGUUUUAAUCGACAUCACCGCUCACACAUAAUUUGCAUUUCUGAUUGACACAUUUACACAAUUCUUCCAAUGAAAAGUUUUAUUCGUUGAACAACGACAAUCAAAUAUCAAUUUGAAUUCAAUUGAUCACAUUGUGUGUGUGUGUGUGUAUUGGUUAAUUAAUAUUCACUAUAUAUUAUUAUUAUUACUAAAAAUUUGUGUGUUUAGCGUAACAUUAUUCAUAGUAUGAUUUAUGAUUAUAAUGAUAACUUUAAUUUUUUUGCUAAUCAUUUCAUUGAUGAUAGCUAAAAAUGUCGAAUAUAUCACUCUGUAUUACAUGUUUUAUGAUGUGUAAUGAUUUUGUGUCGCCGUCAUGAUAAAAAUACCGAUAUUCAUUAUAUUAGUAUGAGAGUUUUUUUUAUUUGAUUAAAAGUACAACAUCACUA
This is a messenger RNA of Schistosoma turkestanicum, 1901 nucleotides long. The record is from the annotation of a GenBank genome assembly. Lineage: Eukaryota; Metazoa; Platyhelminthes; Trematoda; Strigeidida; Schistosomatidae.